Molecule: messenger RNA, 1880 nt
Organism: Daldinia decipiens
Lineage: Eukaryota; Fungi; Ascomycota; Sordariomycetes; Xylariales; Hypoxylaceae
Product: glycoside hydrolase family 61 protein
Exons: 4
Coding region: 298-1443 (381 amino acids)
Source: RefSeq, a predicted model, not a curated record
GAUAUCUGUCUCGUCUCCUACUUCCGUCUGAUGCUGGGUACCUAUAUCUAUAUAUGAAUAGGGAUACUUAUUUUCUACCUAUCCUUCACAUGUUCGCUCCAGUCACUCAUUCUUUAAUCCCGGCCGAUAUGUUCAUUCUCUGACCCAAAUAUACUUGAAGUCCAAAGGGGCAUUAUAUACAUUCCUUCUCUUAGCUGAGCUAGUUCAUUUCUCUUUGAUUCGCCUGGAGCUUGAGUAUCGCCUCCUUUUAUUUAAGAAGAAAGAAAAAAACCUCGUGUCGUUGAUUUAUUCUUCAAUAUGAAGUGCUCCCUCUCCUUUUUUGUGGCCAUUGUUCUCCCUACGGUAGUAGACGCGCACACUGUAUUCACGACGCUUUUUAUCAACGAUGUCUCUCAAGGAGAUGGUACCUGCGUCAGAAUGAGCAUGGAUCCCCAACAUUGCACCUCCCCAAUAGCUGGUUUAGACAGUGACGAUAUGGCUUGCGGCGUCGAUGGCGAGCAACCUGUUGCUUUCACCUGCCCCGCACCGGCCGGUGGGAAACUUACCUUCGAGUGGCGGACGUGGGCUGAUGCUGAGCAACCCGGAUCUAUAGAUAAAUCACACAAGGGGCCUUGUGCCGUAUAUGCUAAACAGGUGAAAGACAUAGCGACAGACUCCGCUGCUGGACCUGGCUGGAUCAAACUCUGGGAAGAAGGCUAUGAUGAGUCGAGCGGCAAGUGGUGUACAGAGAAACUUAUCGACAACAAUGGUUUAAUGUCCGUUGACAUUCCAAAGUCGCUUCCCGGUGGUUCGUGGCUCUUCAGGCCUGAACUCCUAGCCCUUCAUGAGGCAGAUAAGGGCGACCCGCAGUUUUACACAGGAUGUGCACAGGUGUUCAUCGACAGCGGAAACACGGCAGCUCUUGAUGUGCCCAAAGAGUACAGCGUUAGCAUACCAGGCUACGUCCAGGUUGGCGAGCCUGCAGUAUCUUUCAACAUCUACCAGCCGCAAUUCCCGUAUCCAAUGCCUGGACCAAAGGUCUACAAGCCCGCGGAAUCCAAAGGCAUGGCGGCUUUUACCACGACCUCAACUUCAUCCAAGGCACUAAAGCAGGCCGAGGGCAAUAUUCCUUCGGACUACCUCAUCAAGAACGCAAAUUGGGUUGGAGUGGAAGUAUCCUCCUACUCGACCGAGGACGGGUGCUGGAAGGCAUCUGAGGAAUGCUGGAACCAGGCUAAGGAUUGCUACGACUCGGCACCCCCGACGGGGAGUGCUAACUGUCGAGUCUGGGAGAGCAAGUGCGAUGGCAUCAGUGAUGCUUGCAGCGCCGGGGACUUCAACGGCCCUCCGAACAAAGGCCAGAAACUCCAGAAUGAAGACCCAACACCCCCGGAGGAUAUUCCAGCAGCCGCAGAUGGCAGCGGCUCUAGAAAAAUGCGGGCACGCCGUGCUCUCUUGAAAUAGGGGGGUUGCCAUGCCAUGCCAGGCCUGUACUCCUACAGUUGAGAACCCCUGGCUGGGUUUGACAACACAACGUAGAAGUUUGCGGGAUAUUUGUAAGUGCCUACCUAUGUGCCUACCACCUAUGUGGUAGAUAGGCGGGCGAAUUAUUACACUCUGCUUGCGUCUGUUGCAACAUGCACCUAAACAGCGCAAACUCACUCUCAGGUGAUUGCGCCAUAUAAUAUAUAUGUUAUAUGUUCUUACUAUUAACUAUAGGUAACUGGUUAGUAAUACCAACUUCCCCGUAUUUCAAAGUAUUUCCAGAAUGGUCUUUGUAAAGAAGGUGACAUUGAUAAGACGGCUGUCGGCCUAUGCUGGUUUGUGAUGGUGAUGGUGGCGUUGUACCGAGUAAGUCAAGUAGCUCUGGUUUAUAUGUGAUUAAUGUACAAGUUGAUCUA